UUCACAUCCCAUCGCAAUUCUCACGCUUAAUCCCAAACGGUUUUUCCUUUUUCUAAUUUUGACUGGAUCUCAUGAAAUCUAAAGUUUCUGAAAUGGAAGAAGGAGGGAAUGGAGAGCUUAGCAUCGACACUCUCAACCUUAAUGCUCUUCCACAAGAUUGUAUCGCCACCAUCAUUUCCUUUACCUCCCCUCGAGAUGCCUGUAGAUUGUCGAUUGUUUCAACUAUAUUUAAAUUGGCUGCUGAAUCCGACGCUGUUUGGGAAAGCUUCUUGCCAUCUCAAUACCAAGCUUUAAUUCCCUCGUCUCUCUCUUUCUCUUCCAAGAAAGAGCUUUAUCUUAGCCUCUGUGAGAAUCCUGUUCUCAUUGAAGGUGGACGAAAGAGUUUUUGGUUGGAAAAAGUGAGUGGCAAGAAAUGUUACAUGCUGUCACCCAAAGACCUCUACAUUGAAUGGGUUAACACCCCAACUUAUUGGAGAUGGGUGUCUAUACCCGAGGCUAGGUUUGAAGAGGUAUCGGAGCUCCUGAGUGUUUGUUGGUUUGAAAUCCGUGGAAAGAUUAGUAUCUCCAGGCUUUCACCCAUGACACUCUACAAGGCUUACCUUGUUUUCAAAGUACAUGAUGUUUAUGGGUUUGACUAUUAUCCUGUGCAUCUUAGUGUUGGACUUGUUGGAACUGAUGGUAGUAUGCGAACUGCGUAUUUGGAUCCAGAACAUGUUCUAACAGAGCAACAAUCUACACCAGUUGAAGACGAGAUGUUCCCAAAGGCUAGAGUAGACGGGUGGCUAGAGGUUGAGUUGGGUGAGUUCUUCAAUGAGGGAUGCGCUUGUGAUGGGGAAUUGGAAAUGACUGCUAUCGAGAUAGAUGGCGGUAAUUGGAAGGGAGGUCUCAUUUUCCAGGGGAUUGAGAUCAGGGCCGUCACGCCUAAUCUAUGUGACUCAAACUUGGGCUUGGAUUCAUUGUCGGCUGCUGAAUCUGAUACUGCUUGGGAAAGCUUGUUGCCAUGUCAAUACCAGGAUUUAGUUCCCACAUUGGUCUCUUUCUCUUCCAAGAAAGAUAUUUAUCUUAGUCUAGGCGGAAAUCCUGUCCUCAUUGAAGGUGGACGGAAGAGUUUUUGGUUGGAAAAAGCGAGUGGCAAGAAAUGUUACAUGCUAUCACCCAAGGAACUCUACAUUGAAUGGGUUAACACUCCAACGUAUUGGAGUUGGGUUCGUAUACUCGAGGCCAGGUUUGAAAAGGUACCGAAACUUAUUAGUGUUUGUUGGUUUGAAAUCUGCGGCAAGAUUAGUGUGUGCAUGCUUUCACCCAAGACGCACUACAAGGCUUACCUUGUAUACAAAGUACGUAAUGUUUACGGGUUUGAAUUUUAUCCAGUGAAACUUAGUGUUGGAGUUGUUGGCACUGAAGGUAGUAAAAGAGCUGCCUAUUUGGAACUAGAAAGAGACCGUAUUCCAAUAGACCUACAACUGACACCUAAUGAUGUUCAGUUCCCAAAGGCUAGAGUAGAUGGGUGGUUAGAGGUUGAGAUGGGUGAGUUCUUCAAUGAGGGAUGCAUGAAUGCUUGGGAAUUGGAAAUGAGUGCUUUGGAGAUUGAGGGCGGUAACUGGAAAGGUGGUCUCAUUUUCCAGGGAAUUGAGAUCAGGGCCAUCGCCUAA
Gossypium raimondii (Peruvian cotton) is the source of this 1652-nucleotide messenger RNA. RefSeq names its product putative F-box protein PP2-B2. NCBI's taxonomy places the organism in Eukaryota, Viridiplantae, Streptophyta, Magnoliopsida, Malvales, Malvaceae. The record is from RefSeq and is a predicted model, not a curated record. Gene Ontology annotation, molecular function: protein binding. Bases 72 to 1652 code for a protein of 526 amino acids. The transcript has 6 exons.